CGACUUCCUUCCACUCAUUACCAAUCAAGCAGAUCAGACAUGGAAGCAAGUUUGCUAUACUCGUGCCUCACUAUUGUCUUUCUCGUCAUUGCUUUUACCUUCUUCUCCAGCAAAAAAUCUCAUCGCCCACGAAACCUGCCUCCGAGCCCUCCGGGUCUUCCAGUCAUCGGUCACCUCCACCUCGUGAAGAAGCCCUUGCAUCGAUUCCUCCAGGAACUCGCCCAAAAACUCGGACCGGUCUUCUCCCUCCGGUUCGGCUCCCACUUAGUGGUUGUUGUGUCCACGUCGGCAGCCGUGGAGGAAUGUUUCACUAAAAACGACGUAGUCCUGGCCAACCGCCCUCGCUUUUUAAGCGGCAAGUACUUCGGCUACAACUAUACUGACGUCUCGGCGAGCCCCUACGGCGACCAUUGGCGCAACCUCCGGCGAAUCAUGGCGGUGGAACUCUUCUCCCCGAGGCAGCUCAGUUCGUCCUUUUCCAUUCGUCGAGAAGAAAUUAAACUUCUACUUCAAGGCCUGCACAAGAUCUCCUCUGCCGAAUUCGCGAACAUUGAGCUCAAAUCGAAGUUUUGGGGGCUCAAUUUUAACAUCGUCAUGAGAAUACUCGUCGGGAAGCGUUACUACGGCGACGAAUUCGACAACGACGAGAAGGCCAAGGAGUUCCAGGAGCUGGUGAGAGAAUUAUUCUCCGCCAGCCUCUUCUCGGGACUGAACGAUUAUUUGCCGAUUCUGCGGUGGAUCGAUUACGCGAAUUUCGAGAAGACUAUGGCUAGAAUUCACGGGAAGACAGAUCGGUUUUUGCAGGGUUUGAUAGAUGAGCACCGGCGCGAUAAGAGCAACAAUUCCAUGAUUGAUCGUCUGCUUUCCUUGCAGCAAUUAGAGCCAGAGUUCUACACUGAUGAAACUAUCAGAGCAUUUAUCAUGAUCAUGGUCCUUGCGGGUCCUCACACUACGGCAGUGGCAAUGGAAUGGACGAUGGCCCUUUUAGUUAACCAUCCAGAGGUGUUGAAGAAGGCAAAAGCCGAGAUUGAUGCUCAUGUCGGCCAAGAACGCUUGAUCGAUGAAUCUGAUUUGUCUAAAUUGAAUUACCUUCGUGCUGUCAUCUUGGAGAGCUUUCGAUUAUAUCCAUCGGUACCGUUGUUACUUCCACAUAUGUCAUCAGAAAGUUGCACAAUCAGAGGAUUUAAUGUGCCACCUAGCACGAUUGUAUUUGUGAAUACAUGGGCUGUUCAUAGGGACCCCAAGAUUUGGAAUGACCCCAACAACUUUAGACCUGAGAGGUUUGAAGGUGGAGCUGUGGAAGUGCACAAGUUAUUGCCCUUUGGAAUGGGAAGAAGGGCCUGUCCAGGGGUCGGGCUGGCCCAACGAAUCAUGGGCCUAAGUCUGGGCUCAUUGAUCCAAUGUUUUGAGUGGAAAAGGGUGGGCGAGGAGCUUGUUGACUUGGCAGGAGAGGAGGGGAUAACUGUGCCCAAGGUUGUGCCUUUGGAAGUCAAGUGUAAAGCACAAAACAUCAUGGACAAUAUUGUAAAUUGA
This is a messenger RNA of Thlaspi arvense, 1533 nucleotides long. The record is from the annotation of a GenBank genome assembly. Lineage: Eukaryota; Viridiplantae; Streptophyta; Magnoliopsida; Brassicales; Brassicaceae.